Molecule: messenger RNA, 1697 nt
Organism: Ectocarpus sp. CCAP 1310/34
Lineage: Eukaryota; Phaeophyceae; Ectocarpales; Ectocarpaceae
Source: the annotation of a GenBank genome assembly
UCUCUGCAACGCCGUCUGCCUGUUCGGGUGCUCUUGCUGUCAGCUUGGCCAUCUCGCACAGGGUAGAACGCAGGAGUGUUGGAGUUCGCUCUUACCAGACCUCUACUUGAUUGGACCAGCACCGGCCAACUCCCCUUGUUUACGCGACCUUGGGUGAUCCUGCAAUCUUGUCUUGAGGUUGUUACGGAACUGUGAGUUCUUUCAACGUCAAUACAAGCUGCGGCAGGAGCGUGCUGCUACGGGGUGGUCGUGGUUAGGCACGCGAGAACGUGAGAACGGACAUCUGGAUCAGCCAUGUCCAUGUACAUCCGGCUAAAGCGCCACAACACGACGGUGUUCAUGCACUGCGAGCCGGCGGACAACUUCGCCACCAUCAAGGCCAAGGCGGGCAAGCUCUUGAACAUCGAACCGGGACAGAUUGGCCUCUUCGCCACGCGGGAUAAGGCGAGGGAGCUGGUGGACUUAGCAACAAUUGGCGAUCAAGAGAUCGACAACGACCAAGUCUUGUACGUCGUCAAGAGAUCAGGGGAUGGUUACGAGGAUGUGAACGUGGCCAACACCGACGGAACCAACCCCGCAGAAGGCGACGUGGAAAAGUGAAGUGAAGUGACCUGGCCUACCUCAAGUGAUAUUCGAUCGAUCGAUCAACAGCGCACCCCGGAGCUAUCAUGUCAUUGCAGAUCCGGGCUCCCAGCCCCGCCCCUCCGAGGGUGUGAUUGAUGUGUAAUUACCAAAUAAUCUCGUGGAAGAUUCUCGAGUGCUGCUGGUGCUGGUGCUGCUACCGCUGGUGCUGGUGCUGGUGCUGGUGCUGAUUCGGUCGUUUCCCGACAUUAUGUUUUCUGGGUGGAAGAUCCUCCCGUGGUGCUGACUGGGUCAUUUUCCGACAUUCUGGUUUCUGGCGAUGAUCAUGGGGCCAUCGGUGGCAGUUGCGUUGAUCGUCACUUGUUUUCCGGACGGCGGCGGUACAUAGCGUUUGGUUGACGGAGUCGGGACGGCAGUUACUUUUGAUUUGUUGUUUCCGCGUGCCGACGUUGACCAUUGCGCCAGAUGUGAAGCCCCAGCGAACGCAAGGCGACCGUUGAAAAUGUCGCGCUCUGGUCAACGCAAGCGAGUGUUGUUGGUGUCCUUCAGGACUAAAAUGUCGCUUAUUGGUGACUCCUUGCUUGUGCCUCGGCCCGUGUGGCUGGAUACUCAACAGAUCGCACGGGCGCGGGGUUCAUUCUCAGGUUUCGCCGAAUCACUCAUCCAGGAUAAAAAGACCCGGCGCUUCAUCAUUCGUGUCCUGUGUCUGAACAACCUGAACUUCUGUUGACAACUUGUUGUCGGACGAUACGGGAGACCCGUCGUCAACGGGGCUAGCUGCACGGCAGAUUUUUUUGCCGUACAUUGUUUUUUCCUGUCUGAAUCACCAGUACAUGUGGCGACAGAUCUAUGGCUGUUCUACUGCUGGCCACGAGAUAUAUUGCGCUUCCGAAGGUAGAAGGGGCGGGGCAUGAAUGAUGGAGUUUCAAAAUAGUUAUUUCAUUGCAUCCGCUAGGGAUGUUUCGGUGUCCCUUUUGGCAUGCAUGCAGGUGCACCAAGUUCAAUCAGUUUUGCAGGAGACACCGCAUCGUCGGUCUUCCGUGUUUGCCGCCCUCCAGGAUACACCGCAUCGUCGGACUUCCGUGUUUGCCGCCCUCCUCUCUUUACGAUUAUGG